Molecule: messenger RNA, 396 nt
Organism: Angiostrongylus costaricensis
Lineage: Eukaryota; Metazoa; Nematoda; Chromadorea; Rhabditida; Metastrongylidae
Source: the annotation of a GenBank genome assembly
AUGUCUGCUUGGCUAGUGUACUUAAAAACGAUGAUGGAGAUGGCACCAGCGAUCAAACGAGCCGCGGUCAUUAGCACCGAUGGAGAAGUGUGGGCAAGUUCACAAGGCGACAAUGGCUUUCGCGUAAAUAACGACGAACUGAUCAAAUUCGCUUCUCUAUUUAAUGAUAUUGAAAACGUUUCCUCACAUGGUGCCGACCUCGAAGCGGUUCACUAUGUUGUGCCAAAGGUUGAGAAUAAUCUCAUGUUCGGAAAGAGACCCAAUGGUGGAUUUUUCGCCUCAAAAGCGCAGCUCGUUAUUUUAAUCGCCGUGUUUGAUGGCGAGAACCAAGUUGUGGAUGACGUCCGUAAAGUUGUAGAAAGAAUGGCUCAGAACCUCAUCGACGUUGGAUUCUAA